Xyrauchen texanus (razorback sucker) is the source of this 5265-nucleotide messenger RNA. RefSeq names its product frizzled-4-like. The transcript is spliced from 2 exons. Gene Ontology annotation, cellular component: plasma membrane. The record is from RefSeq and is a predicted model, not a curated record. The coding region runs from base 289 to 1863 and encodes 524 amino acids. Lineage: Eukaryota; Metazoa; Chordata; Actinopteri; Cypriniformes; Catostomidae. Gene Ontology annotation, biological process: canonical Wnt signaling pathway; non-canonical Wnt signaling pathway; retina vasculature morphogenesis in camera-type eye. Gene Ontology annotation, molecular function: Wnt receptor activity; Wnt-protein binding.
CUGCGCCAAAGACACAACGGAGACCUGCUGGAUACACGGACGAUCACUCCGCGUCUGAAUAAGGAUUUUAUCCGCUUGAUAGGACUAAAAGAAGAAUCGUUAGGUUUAUUCCAGGAACGGAACUAACGGGUUUAACGGAUUCACCGCCGAUUACGGACUCGCUUAGUUCUGGCACGAGACGGCUGAGAAAGUUUUGGACAGUUGCGUCUCAGCUCCGGUUAGCCCCGUGGGGAAUUCCGCGCUCCCGUAAUUCGGAGCGAUUUUGUGCACCGGGUUGUCGGUGUCGUCAUGGGUCGGUUCGGGCUCGCGCUGUUGACGCUCCUUGCGGUGGUGUUUGGGUUCGCGCACGCGUUUGGAGACGAGGAGGAGAUGACCUGCGACCCGAUCCGCAUCUCCAUGUGUCAAGAUCUGGGAUACAAUGUGACCAAGAUGCCGAACCUGGUGGGAAACGUGCUGCAGUCCGACGCCGAACUACAACUGACCACAUUUACGCCACUGAUACAGUACGGCUGUUCGAACCAGCUGAAGUUCUUCUUGUGCUCCGUGUACGUUCCCAUGUGCACGGAGAAGGUUCCGAUCCCGAUUGGCCCCUGUGGGAGCAUGUGUUUGUCCGUGAAGAGGAAGUGCCUUCCAGUCUUGCAGGAGUUUGGAUUUGUGUGGCCGGAACUUCUUAAUUGCAGCCUGUUCCCACCCACCAAUGACCAGAACCACAUGUGCAUGGAAGGUCCAGGUGACGAAGACCCCCCAUUCCACGCCGUUCGGCCCCUGGCUCCACAAGAGGAGGAGUGUGUGGCCCUAGGUGCGGGCGUGGAGCAGUACGCUUGGGUGAAGCGCAGCAGGAGUUGCUCAUUGCAGUGCGGCUAUGACACGGGACUCUACCGUCGUCAGGCCAAAGUCUUCACGGAUGUUUGGAUGGCGGUGUGGGCCGUUCUCUGCUUCAUCUCCACCACCUUUACCGUGCUCACCUUCCUGGUGGAUUCCUCGCGGUUCUCCUACCCAGAGCGGCCAAUCAUCUUCCUGAGCAUGUGCUAUAACAUCUACAGCAUUGCAUUCAUUGUGCGCUUGACGGUCGGACGUGAGCGCAUCUCCUGUGACCUGGAGGAGGCGGCCGUGCCAGUUCUGGUUCAGGAGGGGUUGAAGAACACGGGCUGUGCGAUUGUCUUCCUCCUCACGUAUUUCUUUGGCAUGGCGAGCUCCAUCUGGUGGGUGAUCCUGACGUUGACGUGGUUCCUGGCGGCAGGGUUGAAAUGGGGUCACGAGGCGAUUGAAAUGCACAGUUCGUACUUCCAUAUUGCGGCGUGGGCGAUUCCCGCCGUCAAGACGAUUGUCAUCCUAAUAAUGCGACUAGUGGAUGCCGAUGACCUCACUGGGAUGUGCUACGUGGGCAACCAAAACCUAGACGCACUAACUGGGUUUGUUGUGGCUCCGCUCUUCACGUACCUCGUGAUCGGAACUUUGUUCAUUGCGGCGGGUUUAGUGGCGCUGUUUAAAAUUCGUUCCAACCUGCAGAAGGACGGAACCAAGACGGAUAAACUUGAGAGGCUAAUGGUGAAAAUCGGAGUGUUCUCUGUUCUUUAUACGGUUCCGGCUACUUGUGUUAUCGCCUGCUAUUUUUACGAGAUCUCCAACUGGGCAGACUUCCGCCAGUCUGCACGGGAUGCGUACAUGGCGGCGGAGAUGCUACGCAUCUUCAUGUCUCUACUAGUGGGCAUCACUUCAGGUAUGUGGGUGUGGUCCGCCAAAACCCUUCACACCUGGCAGAAAUGUUCUCUUCGACUCGUACACACCGGGCGGAACAACAGAGUCAAACGGACAACGAACGGUUGGGUCAAAUCAGGCAAAGGCAACGAAACAGUGGUGUGAAAAAGACAUAAAGGGAAAGAGAAAGGUAAAACAAAGAGACUGAAAGCCUCAGGGAGUGCAAGUUGGAGAAACACAAGACAAGAGCGCCACCAUGUGGACAUUUCCUAUAACUGCACCCACAGAUCUCUCUCUUUCCCUUUCACUGAGAGCCCAUGAAGCACUAUCUUGAUGUCGUCUCCAUACAUGUUACACAAAAUGUUCUUAAGUUGAUUUUACACUGGACAGUCCUGGUGCAGCCAUUGUUUUUCCCUGUGUAAAUACGAUAAUUGGUAAUCAUGCACUAUGGCUAAUGUAUAUUUGUCACUGAAGUGCCUUAGUGUUAGAAGACAAGUGCUAGCUACUCAACCAGACCUGGUGCUGCUUUCAAACUGUGGUAUGUGUGAAUUAUUCUUCAGCAAAGGCACCUGGGAAAUGUAUUUCAUUACUCCUCAGUGAUCAAUGCUCACAGACACCGCAGCCUAGUUCUUUUCUACUGUUCCUCAGCAGAACACUUGAAGCCACGCUCACACUAAUACGGUUUAGUUUGAAAAUGCAUCGAUUUCCUUACGUUUACGCCUCUCAUCCACACAAGAAAGGCGUUUUCCUUUAACGAAUAUGAAGCGUUUCUAAAAAUGGUUUCCGUUACAGCAUAAUUUUCCAAACGACAACGUUAAGAAAAUGAAAAUUGAGUUUUCAAAUGAGAGUGAAUCAGCAUGAAUGCUGUUUUCCAAAGUGUGCGGUAAUGGAGAGCAUUAGCAAAAUGAAUGUGUUUAAAACAAAAAAUAUUUUUUAUUUGUAAAUGCAUUGAUUUAACUACGUUUAUGCCUCUCAUCCCCACUAGAACAGUGUUUACCUCGAUGCACGAAUGUAUGCGGUAAUGGAAAGUAUUAGUGAAAUGAAUGCAUUUCAAACAAAUACGUAUUAGUGAGGACGGUGUCUAAGUGUCACUGUCCACUUCUCGAAAGACUGAAAACACAUCGAUUUCGAUACAUUUACGCCUCUCAACCACGCAAGAACAGCAUUUCUCUUUACGGAGAAUGGAGCGUUUCGAAAACGUUCUCCAAUACAGCAUACUCUGGAAAAAGACAACGUUAGGAAACAUUAAAAUUAAGUUUUCAAACAAAAAUGAACGAGUAUGGAUGCUGUUAUGUAGAGCAUUAGUGAAAUGACUGCAUUUGAAACCGAAACGUAUCAGUGUGGACGGUGUCUAAUGGUGCGUUCACAUACAAUGCGAAUCGAGCAUUUUGCACGGCGCGAUUACAUACAAAAUCAAUGCAAAGACGCGAAGAGUUGCAAAUUCGCGACGUGAAUGGCGUGAAGCGAACACGCGAAUAAAGUGAUUUAGUGUUUUUUCAACAAUUUCAACUUGCACGAGAAAUUCGCAUGACGCGUUGUCGCAAAAGCCUUUCAGCAUUGAGAUUUUCCGGAUGGUUGUAGCGGUGUGUGGGCACCCAGAAUUGUAUGACACAACGUCAACGUAUCUGGGACUUCCACAACAGAUACAGAGCAGCAAUCGUUGUGAUAUCGGCCAUGGUUGAUGGCGGAAAGAUAAGUUGUCGUAGAAGCCCCUCCUCCCGUCCUUUUCUGGAAGAGAAGGGACGGAACUAGUGAGUUCGCGUUACUCACGCGAGCAAUGCGAGGCAAAAAAAACAUUUUGCAUUGUAUGUGAACGCACAAUAAGUGUCACUGUCCACUUCUCGAAAGAUUAGUUUCAAUACGUUUACGGCUCACAUCCACAUGAAAGACGUUUCCCUCCACAAAAAUGGAGCGUUUCGAAAGCUCUCCAUUAACGCAGACUUUGAAAAACGAAUUAUUGUUCCAGAACUCUAUUCUGUUCUAGUGUUCCACAGUUGUUUGAGUGCACGAGUAAAUCGUAAAAAUGCAGUUAAUGACUAUUUUUGAUAUGAAAAAGCUAUGAUAUUAUACACUUUUAAAAAAUGCAACACUAGUGGAAAUUUUUGAAGAAGACAUCGUUUUGAAGGUGCCUUGAUAUUUCAACUGCCUCAAAACCAGGGCUGGACUGGGAAGAGAAAUCGGCCCGGGAUUUUACAUGGCAACUGGCCCAACUGUUGAGCGGGGUGAGCCAAAUGUUGUUGAGCAGGUUGGGGGGUGUUCGCUGUCCUUUUCUGCAUAUCACGGCAUCGUUUUGUGGUCCGUCUGCACACGCGCCGGCUCAUUGUGGCCGAACCACCGGCCCGCCCGGUUCUCCCGAUGGCCAGUUUCGCCCCUUAUCGGCCCAAUAGUGCGUCGGCCCACAGAGAAAAUGCCCUGUAUGCCAGAUUACCAGUCCAGCCCUGCUCAAAACAUUUCCCUUAUGACAGGGUUACUGGAAGAACUCUUGACAAUCUGUAAAGUACUUAGAGAAACUCAAGCGUUAAAGUACUAAAGUACGUAGAGCAAUCUGAGGAACCUCAUUUUUUAUUUUUACAGUGAUGGAAUCGUUAUUUUGAGCCAUCUGACACACACAUUCACACUCAAAUGACUGAAUAUGAGAACAUAGGUGCCUCGCACAGCCACUACAUGACAAUCACUGACCGUGCCCUGGGAUGCAUUGCAGAGCUCCUAUAGGGUAAAUGAAUGUAUUGACCGUUGAUAGACAUUUUGCCAUGUUGAAAGUGCCUCAAACUCAUAUGCAGGUGGUACACACACACACACACACACACAGUCCUGGAUUUCAUGAAGGACAUCUGGAUUGAUUUGUACAUAAACUGGUGUUUGUAGUUGUUUUGUAAUGUUAUUUUUGUGUUAAGAAAUGCUAAUUUAUCUUUGGAAAAAUGACAAAGGAACAAAAAUACAUUUAUUUAAGGAUGCUUUUGUAUCAUGAGAAAUUAAACUUUGAAAAUUAUGCUUGGAAGUUUGAGUCUUCAAGUCUUUUUUUGUUUUACAGAGAUGCACUUCAAGUCAAAAGUUUGGAAACUCUUGACUGAAUGUAUUUUUCUCAUGAUCUUAAAAACAUUUGAUAUUGACGCUUAUGCUUAAUUGAAUUAAUGCUGUAGACAAAUCCUACGUGUGCCUAUAAGAGAGUUUAGAUUGUGUUAUUUCAUAGUAGCUCAAAUGUGGAAAAUAGUCAUCAGAAGGUGUCCAAAACUUUUACUGCUUGUGUAUUGUUAUUUGUUCAUUAUCCAAAACCUCUUUUACAUUUUUCAAAUGCCUUGUGACCUCAUUAAAUUUGUUGUGUGUUGCAUGGAAUUACAGAAUUGUUUUGGGAAUUAUGUACUAAUGCAAUGUAGAGAUUAAGAGGCAUACCUCUUUGUACACUUGACUUUCUUCGAAUGUUGGUUGAAGUUGGACUCGUUUUUAGAUGGUUUGAAAAUUCCUCCUCCUAGAAAUUGUUUGGACAGGAUUUAUCCAACACUCCAACUUCCCCCCUCGGGGUCACCACACCCGACCCCGCUCAGGGUUUCCUGUGAAACACAACGUUAG